AUGUCAAAUUUACAAGAAGUUAAGAUUGUGUAUUUUGCAACAGCUCGAGAUGCGACAAAUUUAUCAUCAGAAACAAUUUCUUUGAAUAGUAAUAACGAUAAAAAUAAUAUAACAACACUUCAAGAAAUCAUAAAUAUAUUAAAAAGUCGACAUAAAAACCUUACACCAAUACUUGAGAAUUGUAUGUUUGCAAUCAAUAUGGAAUAUGUUGAUAAUGUUGAUAAGAGCAUGAUAAAAUCUGGUGAUGAAGUUGCAAUAAUUCCACCUGUUUCUGGUGGAUAA
Entrophospora sp. SA101 is the source of this 282-nucleotide messenger RNA. The record is from the annotation of a GenBank genome assembly. Lineage: Eukaryota; Fungi; Glomeromycota; Glomeromycetes; Entrophosporales; Entrophosporaceae.